Molecule: messenger RNA, 1828 nt
Organism: Peromyscus eremicus (cactus mouse)
Lineage: Eukaryota; Metazoa; Chordata; Mammalia; Rodentia; Cricetidae
Gene: Trmt11
Product: tRNA methyltransferase 11 homolog
Exons: 13
Coding region: 46-1428 (460 amino acids)
Biological process (GO): methylation
Cellular component (GO): cytoplasm
Molecular function (GO): nucleic acid binding
Source: RefSeq, a predicted model, not a curated record
AGGGCGGGCCCGCGGAAGCCGCGCAGGCGCACGGCAGCCGCUGCAAUGGCGCUGCCGGGCUCCUUGAAUAGGUAUCUGCUGCUCAUGGCACAGGAGCACCUGGAGUUCCGCCUGCCGGAAAUAAAGUCUUUACUAUCACUGUUUGGAGGCCAGUUCACUAACAGUCAGGAGACUUAUGGAAAGUCUCCUUUUUGGAUUCUUAGCAUUCCCUCUGAAGACAUUGCAAGAAACUUAAUGAAACGGACAGUGUGUGCCAAGUCUAUAUUUGAACUAUGGGGUCAUGGAAAAUCUCCUGAGGAGCUGUAUACUUCUCUUAAAAAUUACCCUGUGGAGAAGAUGGUUCCAUUUCUACAUUCAGAGUCUACAUAUAAAAUAAAGAUCCACACGUUUAAUAAAACAUUGACUCAAGAAGAAAAAGUCAAACGAAUAGAUGCCCUUGAAUUUCUGCCAUUUGAAGGAAAAGUGAACUUAAAGAAACCACAGCAUGUAUUCUCCGUUUUGGAAGACUAUGGUUUGGACCCAAACUGCAUCCCUGAGAGACCACACAAUAUUUAUUUUGGUAGAUGGAUUGCAGAUGGACAGAGAGAGCUAAUUGAGUCAUAUAGUGUCAAAAAGAGACAUUUUAUUGGAAAUACAAGUAUGGAUGCUGGCUUAUCAUUCAUCAUGGCCAACCACGCAAAAGUGAAAGAAAACGAUGUUGUCUUUGACCCAUUUGUUGGAACAGGUGGCCUCCUGAUAGCAUCUGCUCACUUCGGUGCAUAUGUGUGUGGGACAGACAUAGAUUACAACACGGUUCACGGCUUGGGAAAAGCUAGUAGAAAAAACCAGAAAUGGCGAGGACCAGAUGAAAACAUCAGGGCAAAUCUUCGUCAGUAUGGCUUAGAGAAGUUUUACCUUGAUGUCUUGGUUUCAGAUGCCUCUAAGCCUUCUUGGAGGAAGGGAACGUAUUUUGAUGUAAUCAUCACAGAUCCUCCAUAUGGCAUCAGAGAAUCUACAAGAAGGUCAGGUUCACAGAAGCAAAUACCAAAGGGAAUAGAAAAAUGUCCAGAAAGCCACGUUCCUGUCUCCUUGAGUUAUCACCUGAGUGACAUGUUUUUUGACCUAUUAAACUUUGCAGCUGAGACCCUCAUACUAGGUGGACGACUAGUCUAUUGGUUACCUGUAUAUACACCAGAGUACACUGAAGAGAUGGUGCCCUGGCACCCUUGCCUGAAGCUUAUUAGCAACUGUGAGCAGAAGCUUUCCAGUCACACGGCAAGGCGCCUGAUCACAAUGGAAAAGGUGAAAGACUUUGAGAACCGGGACCAGUAUUCACACCUGCUGAGUGACCAUUUUCUGCCAUACCAAGGUCAUAAUUCCUUUCGUGAGAAAUAUUUUAGUGGUGUAACAAAAAGAAUUGCCAAGGAAGAAAAAUCUAGCCAAGAGUGAAAAUAUGAUGUUGACAAUCAAGAAAGAAUAAGCAUUUUAUAGAAGAGACUUUUGGAAAUGAAUUUGUGUGUAUGAUCUAGAAAAUCCUGUGCUGUUUUAUAUAAAUAACUGCUAUGAAUCAAAACUGAAUAAUUUCAGAAUGAUCUUUGUUUUAGAGACUAUUUUGAUGGGCCUUUUGGACCUUGUUAAGUUUCAGGGACUGAUAUAUAUAUAGAUGAACUCGGUGUUUAUAUUUUUUACAAAGAAAAUAUUGUUAACUUUUUAGCCAUAUCUGCCAGAUAUAUAGUAGGCAAUUAAUAGUGCUUUAGAAUAUUUUCAUUUUGUAAAUUUGCUUGGUUUGGUUUUUAGUUGUAACUGUUUUUCUUUGCUACCAAUAAACUUUACUGAGAAUUUCUAAAAA